AUGUCGUCGCCCGGCCAUUCCGCCGUGCAUUCCGUACCGAAUCUCAAGCAAUUCUCAGCGAGUCAGCCGGCUAUACAUAAGUUCAGGGGCAUGCAAAUGGGAAAAUUUACUUGUUAUGGCUGUGGACGCCGGGGCCACACUCAGGCCAGCAACGAUUGUCCAGCAAAGCAAACCAAAUGCGCGAUUUGCGGAAAAGUGGGACAUUGGGCUAAACGUUGCUACAGCUCUGGACAAGCUUUCAAGCGUCGUGCGGCAAGCCCUUCGCCUGUACCAAACCCUAAACGAGUUCGAGCCAUCUCCGACGAAUCAGAUAACAGAAACGUGGAAGAUUACGUUUUCUAUGCAAUGGGUCGUAACGAAUUUGUUUUCAAAGUCGGUGGAGUUGAAAUACCCAUGACAAUCGACUCAGGAUCUGAUGCCAAUAUCAUCACAAAGAGCGUUUGGAUUGAAAUGAAGGAAGCAAAAGUGUCUGUAGAAGAAAUGAGCACUGAUAUUGAUCGUACGCUUCUUGCCUAUGCGUCGAAUGAACCAAUGCACAUCGUGGGAGACCAAACUGCUAAGGAUUUACGCGUGCUGAAGGUGGGGCUCAACAUAGGAUCGGUCGAGGUGAAGCAGGUCAAGCCGUUUCCCAAAAUUCGAGAUGUGGUGGUAGAAAUACCCAUCGAUCCAGAUGUUCAGCCUGUCCAACAGCCUUACAGGCGACCACCGAUUGCUAUGGAGGAGAAAAUUGAGGAAACAUUACGAUCGCUUUUGGAAAGAGAUAUAAUCGAACCAGCACCAGGACCAUCACCUUGGGUCUCACCACUCGUUCCAGUACUGAAGGAUUCAGAUAAAAUUAGGCUGUGCAUCGAUAUGCGGCGUGCGAACCAAGCCGUGCUACGCGAAACUCAUCCACUACCUUUGGUUGAGGAGCUAUUGGGAUCAGUCACCGGGGCUGUGAGGUUCUCCAAAAUUGACAUCAAGGAUGCCUACCAUCAGGUAGAAAUCUCGGAGCGUUCCAGACCAAUCACAACCUUCAUCACCAAAUACGGAUUGUUCAGGUAUAAACGGCUGAUGUUUGGGGUUAGCUGUGCGCCGGAAUUUUUCCAAAAGGUGAUGGAAUCAAUUCUCGCUGGUCUAGAUGGGUUAAUUGUGUACUUAGAUGAUGUCAUCAUCCAUGGUACGACGAAAAAAGAACACGAUGAGAG
Molecule: messenger RNA, 1187 nt
Organism: Armigeres subalbatus
Lineage: Eukaryota; Metazoa; Arthropoda; Insecta; Diptera; Culicidae
Exons: 3
Biological process (GO): proteolysis
Molecular function (GO): aspartic-type endopeptidase activity; nucleic acid binding; zinc ion binding
Source: RefSeq, a predicted model, not a curated record